AUGAUUUGCUCUCGGGCGAAGAUUAAAGUUCGGUUCGCGGUACUCGGUUUCUCAUUGAUUGUAUUCAUUUUCCUGGCUUCGGAAAAAUGUGGAACUGCACGUGAUAAAGUAACCCGGGAUUCAUUUAUGAAAGAAGUCGAUAUUCUUGAACGUUUAUUCCCGUUUUUGCGUCCUCAUCUUUCCAAUCCAGAUCAUAAGAGGAGUGAUCUUCCGAUUACAAACUCAAUCAAUGUACCACGAUCGUUGGAAGACAGAGAAAAUCUUUUUUUACCAAUCUUUGUUUUCAAAACCGCGGAUAGAGAUUUAUCAGCUGCAGUCAGAAAGGAAGAAGACAAUAACUGCAAUAUUGAUAGAAAAGGAAGAAAUAUAGAAAGUCAUGUGUGGAAUCCAAGCGCUGGAAGCAGUGGAAUAAGACGUACGGGGCCGCAAAAAACAAACGAUCAAGAUUGUUCAAGUGGAACAGGGAACCAGCAGAAAGAUUACAACAGAUUUGAAACAAAUUUUGAUUCUGUGGGUCCUUGUAAUUCUACUACAAUAAAAGACAACUUUAGUGCCGAUUUAUAUUAUUUUGAAGCAAAACUUACAAAUGAAUCGGACUCCAAUGAUGACGUGGUUGUCAACGUUUCCGAUUUACAGAAAUUCAAUGAAACCAUUCCACAGUCAAGACACUAUAUUUUCCAAAAUGAUAGUCAAGUAUUUCAUAAAUCGGUUGAUAAAAUCAACAAACUUAGUGUUUGGAGAAAUAACUCGGAUGUCACGUAUGAAUUUCCAAUGUCGCCAGAAGAUGCGGUGAAUAUAUUUGGGGUUGCUUUAACAAAAUGGGAAAAACAAGAAAUUUUUAAUUACUCAAACAUCUGGUACCUUGGGCUGAGUGCAAAUAAGAGUCAACAUCAAGAGAACAAAACCAUUAAUUUUGGAUUUGAUUUUGAACAGAAGAAUAGAGACGGAUAUUAUAAAUCGAUAAUUCAUGAUCACAUGGCAUACCGUUACGAAAUAUUAGAGGAACUUGGAAGUGGCGCAUGUGGAUCUACAGUAAAAGCGUUGGAUCACUCAAACGGUAGCUUGGUUGCCGUGAAAAUAUUAAGAAACUACGCGUGGUAUGGUAGUGCAUAA
This is a messenger RNA of Styela clava, 1113 nucleotides long. RefSeq lists its product as uncharacterized. The record is from RefSeq and is a predicted model, not a curated record. NCBI's taxonomy places the organism in Eukaryota, Metazoa, Chordata, Ascidiacea, Stolidobranchia, Styelidae.